UUGUUAGAUGUCAGGAUGUCGUUGAUAACGCUACACGUGUUACGUUGCCAAGGUUUGAAAAAGUUGACUAUUCCGCUCAGAUCAGUAGCGACCGGUACUUUCGUUCAAUCGCAACCGUGUUCUUUGCUCCAGAAGCAAUUGAAAAGAAUGUCGUACACAACGGUGGAAAAGGGUGCAUUAAACAGCACUGAUUACAGGCUUUAUUUCAGAAAUGAAACUGGCCCAAUUUCACCCAUGCAUGACAUUCCACUUUAUGCUGAUGAAGCUAAUAAAAUAAUGAACAUGGUUGUUGAGAUACCAAGGUGGACAAAUGCAAAGAUGGAGAUCAAUCUCAAAGAGACCUUAAAUCCUAUUAAACAGGAUGUUAAAAAGGGUAAAUUGAGAUAUGUGGCAAAUUGUUUCCCUCACCGUGGAUACAUAUGGAAUUAUGGUGCAUUGCCACAGACAUGGGAAAACCCUGAGGUAUUGGAUGAAUCUACUGGAUGCAAGGGGGACAAUGAUCCAAUUGAUGUCCUUGAAAUAGGAUAUAGGGUUGCAAAAAGAGGCGAAGUUUUGAAGGUAAAAGUUUUGGGCACUGUGGCACUUAUAGAUGAAGGUGAAACUGACUGGAAAAUAAUUGUUAUUGAUGUUAAUGAUCCUUUGGCAGAUCAAAUGAAUGAUGUAUCAGAUAUUGAAAAACAUUAUCCGGGUUUAAUGAAAGCUACCAUUGAAUGGUUCAAAAUUUACAAAAUACCAGAUGGUAAACCAGAAAAUCAGUUUGCAUUCAAUGGAGAAGCAAAGUCAAGAGACUUUGCGUUACAUAUAAUAGAUGAAGUCCAUCAACAUUGGCAAAAUCUUAUUAAGCGUGAAGCGCCGGCGGGAGGAAUCGCAUGUACUAAUGCAACUGUAGCGGGCAGCCCGUUCAAAAUUACUCCAGAGGAUGCUGAAGAAAUGCUAGAAAAGGCUCCAGAAGCAUUAGAACCUCAACCAGUAGAUCCAAUUGUUGAUAAAAUUUAUUUUAUUCCACCACUGCAACAUAAAUUAUAAACGUUCCAUGUGAUUAUUGUUUGGUUUCAGUCGAUAAAUGGCAUUACGUACACCUUAAGUGAGAGUAAAAGGGGUAUUCUUACAGUACAUCUUUCGAUGGCUACAUAUGUUUGCUUGUUUUAAUGGCACAUGGAGUACUGUGUAUUACUCCCACAAAUUGCUUCGUUAUAAGUUUUGAUACAUUCGAUAGUUAUAGAGAGUAUUUAAAUAUUACAGAACAUGUGCUUGCAGUACCGAAACAAGCAACACCUUAUGCACGAUGAAACGUAACAACACAAUGUGCACUAUUUAUUUUAUAUAGUUCUAUGAAGAGAAAAAACAUUAACUUUAAAAUAUGUUCCUUUUUCUUUAAUAUGAUUUAUUAAUAUAUCCUUGUUACUGUACUGUACAUGCAUCACAGUAAUGGAAUAGAAACUAAACAUACUCCUUUCCAAGGUUGUGAUACAAUUUUCCAUAAAUAAGCAGGUAAAGCUUAUUGUAGAUGAAAGUAAACUUAUUUUUCUUUCCAGUAUUUGUUAUUUUACAAAUAUGUAAUACAAUAAAUUAGUUUGCGUUCUCAA
This is a messenger RNA of Osmia lignaria (orchard mason bee), 1586 nucleotides long. RefSeq names its product Inorganic pyrophosphatase Nurf-38 (gene Nurf-38). The record is from RefSeq and is a predicted model, not a curated record. Gene Ontology annotation, cellular component: cytoplasm. Gene Ontology annotation, biological process: phosphate-containing compound metabolic process. NCBI's taxonomy places the organism in Eukaryota, Metazoa, Arthropoda, Insecta, Hymenoptera, Megachilidae. Gene Ontology annotation, molecular function: magnesium ion binding; inorganic diphosphate phosphatase activity.